Trichoplax adhaerens is the source of this 1554-nucleotide messenger RNA. RefSeq lists its product as uncharacterized. The coding region runs from base 1 to 1350 and encodes 449 amino acids. Gene Ontology annotation, molecular function: transaminase activity; pyridoxal phosphate binding. NCBI's taxonomy places the organism in Eukaryota, Metazoa, Placozoa, Uniplacotomia, Trichoplacea, Trichoplacidae. The record is from RefSeq and is a predicted model, not a curated record. Gene Ontology annotation, biological process: amino acid metabolic process; biosynthetic process. The transcript has 16 exons.
AUGAGCUCAACUCAUUCGAAUGAGAAGCAAAACUGUCUGUCCAAGCGUGGCAAUAACAUUGUUACAUUUAAAGAUGAUGUGAUAUUGGAAGCGUAUAUGCUGUGGCUGAAAAAUCCUUACGACCCUGAAUCGAAUCCACAGGGAAUAAUCAAUAUGAAUAUAAGCGAAAACAAGACAGUUGGCGAUAUUUUACUGCCCAAGUUGAAUGAGGGCAUCGAAAUUACUGAAGAAAUGUUAUAUUAUGGAGACUUGACUGGCAGAGAUUAUUUCCGCCAAGCGAUGGCAGAUUUCUUAACCAAAUAUUUUAAAGCAUCGCCAAGACCUGUACGCAAGGAAGAGCUAAUUGGCUUAUGUGGUGCAUCAUCCAUAAUUAGCAUUAUGGGUAAUGCUAUAUGUGAUCCAGAAGAAUAUUUGCUUGUCCCAUCCCCCUAUUAUGGCACGUUUGCAUCUGAUUUGUUAUUCAUGUCGGAAGCUCGAUUGGUUCCAGUGAACCUUACGUCUGAGAUUAAAGAACCUAAUUUCGAACCUUUUCAAUUAACUGUUCCAGCCUUAGAGAGAGCAUUACAGCAAGCAGUAUCGCAGGGAAAAAGAGUUAAAGGCUUCUUAUUUUCUAAUCCUGCAAAUCCUUCAGGCUCCUAUUUCUCGAAGCAAAUGAUUAAGGAUUAUCUAGACUUUGCUCAUAGGCAUGAACUGCACAUUAUAUUCGAUGAAAUCUAUUACUUAUCCAACCAUGCACCUGAUGCUGAUAUUAUUAGCGUAUUGAGCAUGAUUAAUGAGCUACCCGAUCCUGAGAGAACCCAUUUCAUCUGGGCUUUCAGUAAAGACUUUGCCAGUUCCGGUCUCCGUGCAGGAAUACUCUGGACACAAAACAGUAUGCUUCGAGCAGCAGUAGGAGCAUGCUCUCGAUUUAGUGGAAUAUCACCUCCAACGCAAAAACAACUGACCAAUAUGAUCACUGAUUACGAUUGGCUCGACAACGUUUACUUCCCUACUAUGCGUCGACGAUUAAAGGAAAGCUACGAAAUAGUACGUCAAACUCUUGACGAAUUAGGUAUUCGAUACGUUAUCCCUAAGGCUGGACUCUUUGUAUGGGUAGACUUGAUUGAGUUCAUGCCGUCAGUUGAUUUGGAAGGAGAGAGAAAGCUCUGGUUGUCUAUUUUAGAAAAUGGAGUUGGAACUGCUCCUGGAUAUGCCUUUUAUUGCUGUGAACGCGGAUGGUACAGAAUAAUCUUUGCAUUGCCGGUGGCAGAUGUUACCUUGGCCAUGGAACGUUUUAAAAACUAUUUAUUGAAGAUCAGAAACUUAGAAAAUCGCAAACUUUCUGUCCAAGAAAGGAUUUCUACACAAUAAAUGGCGGUCUUGAAGAAUUUUAAAUCUUGACGCUAUGAGUCAGCUCAUAAUUACUGGAUUUCAAUUCAUUUACAUAUAAUUUUAACAUUCUCUCAAUUUCUGGCUAUAGCAUAACGUAAUUUAUAUGUUUUUCCUAUUUCGAGCAUGGCAUUGCUAAGAUUAAUUAACCAAAUUUCGAAAUAAAGAUAAAAUAGGUUGCACUUA